Hemicordylus capensis (graceful crag lizard) is the source of this 7368-nucleotide messenger RNA. RefSeq names its product 3-oxoacid CoA-transferase 1 (gene OXCT1). Gene Ontology annotation, biological process: ketone body catabolic process. Gene Ontology annotation, cellular component: mitochondrion. The record is from RefSeq and is a predicted model, not a curated record. NCBI's taxonomy places the organism in Eukaryota, Metazoa, Chordata, Lepidosauria, Squamata, Cordylidae. Gene Ontology annotation, molecular function: succinyl-CoA:3-oxo-acid CoA-transferase activity. The coding region runs from base 238 to 1830 and encodes 530 amino acids. The transcript has 17 exons.
GCCCCGCUCUUUCCCUCCCAGUCUUGCAGGGGUUAAGGCAGACGUCAGUGGGAGCGGCAGCCGAGCCCCUCGCUCUUCCCCGGUGCGACCGCAACGCCUCCCGUUUGCCAGCCCAGGCGCGGGUUUUUCCAGCAGCAUCGCAAGGAGGGGGCUGGGCAUCAGCGGCCGCCUCCUUAUCUCCGCCGCCGCCAACCGCGCCGGCUCCUUCCUCGCCUUGCCCGCUGCAAACACCCGAAGAUGGCGGCCCAGAGUCUCCUCGCCCGGCUCAGCCGAUGUCUCCCGGCCGCUUCCCGCCCGAGCCCCCGACUUGGAACCCUGCAGGUCCUGCUGAGCGCCCAGACCAAGAGUUGUGGCUGUUUUUUCUCGACUAGCAGCUCUCUCAAUACCAAAUUUUAUACUGACCCAGUGGAAGCAGUAAAAGACAUACCAAAUGGGUCGACCCUCCUUGUUGGCGGUUUUGGGCUCUGUGGAAUUCCUGAAAACCUUAUAGGAGCUCUGUUGAAGACUGGCGUAAAAGGGUUAACGGCUGUCAGUAAUAAUGCCGGGGUAGACAAUUUUGGACUUGGACUCUUACUUCAAACAAAGCAGAUCAAACGCAUGGUGUCCUCCUACGUAGGAGAGAAUGCAGAAUUUGAGCGGCAAUAUUUAUGUGGAGAACUGGAAGUUGAACUUACACCCCAGGGUACCCUUGCGGAGCGGAUCCGAGCAGGAGGGGCAGGCAUCCCGGCUUUUUUCACCAGCACAGGAUAUGGAACUUUAGUGCAAGAAGGAGGAGCGCCAAUCAAAUACAACAAAGAUGGCAGCAUUGCCCUUGCUAGUGAGCCAAGAGAGGUGAGGGAGUUUAAUGGCCGUCACUAUAUUAUGGAAAACUCGAUAACAGGCGAUUUUGCCCUGGUGAAGGCGUGGAAGGCAGACCGCGCUGGGAACAUUAUCUUCAGGAAAACGGCAAGAAAUUUUAACCAGCCUAUGUGUAAAGCUGCCAGAACAACUGUGGUAGAGGUAGAAGAAAUUGUUGAUGUAGGAUCUUUUGCCCCAGAAGAUAUUCAUGUUCCCAAAAUCUAUGUCCAUCGCCUCAUCACAGGGGGGAAGUAUGAAAAAAGAAUUGAACGGUUAUCAGUCCGAAAAGGUGAAGACUCCCAAACCAAACAAAAGAAAAGCGGGGAUAACGUGAGGGAGAGGAUAAUCAGGCGAGCAGCUCUCGAGUUUGAGGAUGGCAUGUAUGCUAACCUGGGCAUUGGCAUUCCACUGCUUGCCAGCAACUUCAUCAGUCCGGACAUAACUGUUCACCUGCAGAGUGAAAAUGGGGUUCUUGGAUUGGGACCGUACCCACUUGAAAAUGAAGUUGACCCUGACCUCAUCAACGCAGGUAAAGAGACGGUCACUGUGCUUCCAGGAGCCUCCUACUUCUCUAGUGACGAAUCUUUUGCCAUGAUUAGAGGGGGGCAUGUUGAUUUGACUAUGCUUGGAGCAAUGCAGGUGUCUAAAUAUGGUGACCUGGCUAACUGGAUGAUUCCCGGUAAGAUGGUGAAAGGAAUGGGUGGCGCCAUGGACUUGGUAUCCAGCUCAAGAACCAAAGUGGUGGUCACUAUGGAACAUUCAGCAAAGGGCAAUGCUCAUAAAAUUUUGGAAAACUGCACACUGCCAAUUACUGGGAAACAGUGUGUGAAUCGCAUCAUAACAGAAAAGGCUGUCUUUGAUGUUGAUAGCAAAAAGGGAUUGACGCUGAUUGAACUCUGGGAAGGAUUGUCGGUGGACGAUAUCAAGAAAAGCACCGGUGCGGAAUUUGCUGUCUCUCCAAAUCUCGCGCCGAUGAAGCAGAUUUCAACCUGAGAAGCAGCCUCUGCUUAACUUCCAUGCUUCCAGUGAAGAGGAAUCAAACGUCUGUUUUGCAAUGAUGCAUUUUAAAGAGGUCUUUGUAAGUAGUUUCAAGUAGUUAGCAUCAGGCUAACUAUGUAACGAUAGCCCUGUAAACGUUUGUUUGCACAUGCCAUUACAGCACAGUUUCCCAAAAUAAACUCCAUUUGGUACGUAGAUAUUUAUAAUCCUGCAGGUUUGACUGUUAAUAAACGCUGGCAAGAGACGAAGCCUUGAGGAUGUGAUCUUAAUAUUGUGACUUUGUACAGAGGCAGGGGCCAGUUCCAGACACAGACCAAACCGACUUGCAAGUGCCUGUACGUUGGCUGCAAAUGCGCACACAGAAAAGCAGAGGGGCAUAGGGCGUGCUGCUUUUGAUCCAAAGCAUGCCAGGAACUGAACACUUGCAUGGCCAGGAGCUCUAUUUAGAAAAAGGUCCUAUUGAUAGAAAGCGAUGUCCAGGGUUGUUUAUAUUCAGUAACAGACAAAUGCAAGAGUGGGCAAGUGUCUAGACCACAGGUAGGCAACCUUGGCUCUCCAGCUUCUUGUAUUUCAGCAACAGCUGGAGGCCAAGGCUGCCUACCCCUGUUCUAGUCCUUAAGGCUCAAAGUUAGCCUUGAAUUUGUGUUGCUCGUCCUAAGAUGAAUGGAAUGAGCAGAGAUGCAGAUGUGCACAGUUCACAUAAAUGAUGCCACCCACAAUAUCCAGCUGUCUUGAAUCUAGCUGGAAUUUGGGCUACCUUGGCAUAGUAUUCUGAGUCUUUCCUUUAGGAACACAAUAUAUACAGCCCUGGCUGUAUGGGGAACAUAGAGCAAAUGGACUGACCAGUUUUCAGACAUGGGAGGUUUUGUUGCAUUGGAAGCCACCCUUGUGCUGAAUUCGCGGUGACCUUUUUUGGCUGAGCAUUUUGAUACAUUUGUGCACAGCUGCACAUGUGCAUCGCAUGUACGGAUUCUGCCUUCCCAUUAGACCAGCGGCGGGCAAACCUAGCCCUCCAGCUGUUGCUGAGCUACAACUCUCAUCAUCCCCAGCCACAAUAAAUGGGAGCUGUGACUCAACAACGCUGCAGGGCCAGGUUUGCCCAUCCCUGCAUUAGAUCUGUGCAGGCCUUGCAACCCAGUACAGCAAAUUCAUGAGGCAGAGGGCAAUGGAAGCACAGGAUGUAGCCCUGCCCUAACCACACCGGUGUGCUUCUUGCUCACUCGCCCUCUCUAGCCCAGCCCACGUGCAUUAAACGUCACAGAGGCAGGUGCUGACUAUGAAGGAGACUACACCCCACAUUCUAGAACAGGGCUAGGCUCUCCAGUUGUUACUGCACUACAACUCCCAUCAUUCCCAGCUGUAAUUGUGGCUUGGGGUGAUGGGAGCUGUAGUUGAGGAACCCCUGGAGAGCUGCACGUUGCCUACCCCUGCUCUAGAACUCUGGCCAGCCAGGGUUCUAAAACAGGGCGAGAAGCUCUCUACAUUCCGUGCUAGAUGCAGAAGAGAGCUUGGAGCAGGGUGAGCAUGUUUGCACAAGGAGUGUGGCUAGCUGGUGCACCCAUUUUCCUUUCCUUGUGUUCACUGAAUGUAGGGGAAGCAGUGUCCCAAGAGGGCUACCUUUAACCAUGAAUUAUGCGCACACCUUUCUAGUGACUUCAAAGAUGCAAGCAUAAUGUUUUGACUGCAGUUGCUGUGCUGUUACGUUAGUAUCUGGAGCUGGACCUCUUCCUCUGGACUUUAAGACAGUGGCAGUCAAUGUCUCUUUUUCCUUUUCCUUUUUGAUUUGGUCUCAGCAGUGUGUUAAAGGUUGUGUGCACCCCUUUUCUCCACCCCAAAGCUUUUGCAGUUGAAAGUUUAAAUUAGGUAGAAAUGUACACAUUUGGCAAUGAGAAGAGCCCUAUUCGGAUGUUCAACUCAAAGCCUCUGAACAGUGCUAACACGGGUUGGAAGUUCCAUCUGGAGUGUCAUUCACCCCCUCCACAUUGCCAUUCAUGAUUACAGUGGCAUUUUGUCUGAAGAGGGAAACGCUGCAGCCAUUAUGGCAGGCACUUCUGUAAUCGACAGCCUCGGGCAAUCCAGGCUACCAUUCAUGGCAGCAUCUGCCAUAAAGGUGGCUGCUUUAAUUGAGAUCCAAGUAGGUCAUUCACACAAUCAAAAACUGUGGUCUACCAGGGUUUGGGAGCCAAGUGUGCUCCCAAUUUUCAGUUGUGUGGAAGCAAGGCAGGAGGAUAACCUGGAUAGAAGUGAUUGUGUAGAAGCAAGGUAGGAGGAAAAACUACCCGGGUUUUCCUCCUACCGUGCUUCCACACAAUCAAAAAUUGGAAGCACACUCAGCUCCGAAACCCAGGUAGUUGUUUCUCUCUCUCUCUCUGUGUGUGUGUGUGUGUGUGUGUGUGUGUGUGUGUGUGUGUGUCCUAAGUGCGGUGUAAUAGCUGGAAUGUUGGUGUCACUGUGGGGCAACCUCAUGCCAAAUCCCUGAUCAGCCAUCUAGCUCACUGGGCAGUCCUAGCCAAGACCAUUACUUACCUCCUAGGGCUGCUCUGAGGCUGAGAUGCCGCUCUGAGCACUUGUAAAGAUGUUGAGAGGGCUCUACGUGCUGGUGUCCUUCUCUGCCAUUGAGGUCAUUGCUUGUCUUCCUAUUGCAUGCAUGCACCCAGGUUUCCUCAGAAAGGCUCACUCUCUGUAUUGGGUUUCUGCCAGAACUUGACUCCUUGGUGGUUAUGUAGAAGCAGGAAAGAGCAAGGAUGGAGCCCUUUUAUUUAUGGUCACCUCUUUUACCUUGAAGGAUCUCUUAGAAGGGUUUGAGCAUAGUGUCGUAGUAACCCUUCCCAUAGGUUCCGACAACCCCUUAUAGCAGUUCAAAGUUCUAUGUCUUAGAGUCCAUUUCCUCCUCCAUCUCAACCCACCAAUAGCAGAAGCCCCCUGCCAAAGCCACUUUGAGUGCCUAGCAUUGCAGAUCACAGAGAGAGAGAGAUGCUCCUCAAGCACAGCCUCUGCACCUGCAGACAAAUGCUCUACCCUAAGAAAGCAAGGCCUAUGGCGGGCUGGCAUACUUACAUUAGCCCCGCACCCAGGGACCUAACUUCAGAACCGGACUUUUGUGUGAUCAUUAACAGUGCAAGCAAGUCAACCUAGAUUCUUGGCCACUGAUACUUGUUGGUCCGAAUGAUUGGCUGCAAGUAAGGCAAAGUCUCCCCACACCCCCAAGUUCUCAAAAAUCUGGUUUCAUCCUGAAAUGCAAAGGUGGUCAUGUCACAGUUUGGAGAAUAUGGGAAAUUCUGGUUCUUUCGCCUUCAAGAUAUAUGAAGCUCGACAUGCCUGCAAAAGCGUUAUGAGAGUUAUUGGUGACAUUAUUACUAUGAGUGGUGACAAGGUUUUCAGGACCCAAGGAUUAUUACCUCUUACAUGUCACAGCAGAAGAGGAGAGCGAUAGUGGCUCUUGAGAAAAAGAGGCAAUGAAGGGGCAACUAGAUAGAGGUUUAUGAAAUGAUGCAUGGGGUGGAGAACUUGGACGGAGAGGAGGGAUUUUUCACCCUCUUAAUACUAGGGGUGUAACUAGCAUUAGGCAAGGGGACACAGUUGUCUUGGGGCCCCACUGCCUCAAGGGGCCCCCCAGAGGCACAUCACAUGACUCCCCGCCUGCCUGUGUUGCACCCCCUGGAUCUUUUAAGUACCUAGCAACACUUUUGUAAGGGGGAGAGGAAGAGUGAUAGGAUUUUCCAUGCAAAAGGCUGGUAUUAGCAGGUAUGUUCCAAAUUUCUUCUAAAAACAAAACAAAAAAAAUCUUUCCCUGAGUGUAAAGGAAAAGGAAUGAGAGAGAGCAGAGAGGAAGAGGAAGAUAGGUGGUGUGAUGUGGGCUCAAGGCUAUGUGUGGCUCACCAGAGGUGCAUUAGAAUCUAAUCUGGCCUGCCACCAAACUUUAGUUUGACACCCCCUGGCAUCGUUCAUUUGCAAGAGAGAGAAAAUCCAAGCCCCAAUAUUUAUUAGGAGUGGAAUCUUUUGUGUGUGUGUGUGUGUGGGGAUUCUUGUUGCACCCCCUGUAAUUUCCUGCUGGAUCCACCCCUGUGAACUAGAUAUUCACUGUAUUCAUAAUGGGGUUGUGAGUGUGUGUGCACUAUAUAUUGUGAAGUGUGUUUGUGUGUGUAUAUCAGCGAGGGAGCAGCCCAUUUUAAAAUCUUGUCUCUGGGCCCACUUCAACCUUGCUGCGCCCCCGACUAGAACUCUGGGUCAUCCAGUGAAACUACAAAUUGGGACUUUCCCGGUUCCAAACCUCACUGCAUGCCAUGCAUACGAAUAUGGCGAAUAUUUAUAUACAAAUACAAUGAACUCACAUGUUGGCCUAAGGCAAGCCAUCCUUUCAGCCUCCUCAGCUGAAAUAUGAGAUAAUACUAGUUACCUUUACAGUGAAGAUUGUAAGCAGAUGGAGCAUGUGAAACACUUUGAACACUCCAAAGCACUGUACAAAUGCUAUUAAAUCAAUUGGCAGUAAAUUCAGGACAGGUAAAAGAGAGUACUUCUUCACACAGCACAUGAUUAAUUUAUGGAGUCCCCCACCCUAAGAUGUUGAUGGCUUUAAAAGGAGAUUAGACAAAUACUUAGAGGAUAGGUCCUACCUGUGGCUGUGAGUCAUGAAGAGUGAAUAGUGCCUCUGUUUUUCAAGGCAGUUUACCUUUAAAUGUCAGGUGCUGGGGGAGCCUUCAUGCCCUGCUGCUGGCUGCCUUGAAGCACUAGAUUGACUGGUAUAGGGACAUCGGCAGCUGCCAUAUACCGAGUCAGACCAUCAGACCAUCUAGUUCAGUAUUGUCUUCAUAGAUUGGCAGCGGCUUCUCCAAGGAUGCAGUCAAGAGUCUCUCUCAGCCCUGUCUUGGAGAUGCCAGGGAGGGAACUUGGAACCUUCUGUGCUUCCCAGAGCAGCCCCAUUCCCUGAGGGGACUCUCUUACAGUGCUCACAUGUGGUCUCCCAUUCAUAUGCAACCAGGGCAGACCCUGCUUAGCUAAGGGGACAAGUCAUGCUUGCUACCACAAAACCAGCAUAGGAAGCUGUCCUGUACCAAGUCCAAACUAUUUAGCUCAGUAUUGUCUACAAUGACUGGAUGCAGCUCUCCAAGGUCUCGGGUAUCUCUCUCAGCCAUACCUGGAGAAACUAAGGAUUGAACCUGGGCCCCUCUGUGUGCAACGCACUGGGCUACAGCCACAUCCCUAUAUCCCGAGUCUGGAUCAAACUAGAUAGUCCUCUGGUUUGAUCCAGUGGGCUCUUGUUACAUUUUUAUAACAGAAAGCACUGAGUAGAUUUCAGGUGAUACAUACAUAAUCUCAACACAGCUGACACUCUUGAAUCUCAAAUGUGUUGCUCUUUCACCUUCAUAGGUUUAUUUUCGUUCAUGUUUUGUGUAUCAUUAUGCUUUGUUCUGGCCUUUGACAAGGAAAAGAAAAAGAGAACCAUUGACAUAGCUAAUAAAUGUACUGUAAAUUGUAUAUCUAGGUCUUUUUAUAUGUACUUGCAAACAGUCAAUAAAACAGAUCGCACAACAA